AUUUCCGCUUCCUCCCUGGGCGCUCCCGAAGUCGGCCACCCAGCUUCCUCCCGUCCCUGGGUUCCGCCUCCGAGGCGUUUCGACGGUCUCUUCGCGUACCGCUCGGGAACCUUCGGAAAUCUUCGGCUGGAGAUCCGGAGGCGAGUUCUCGCGGUGGAACCUUGCCGCGCCGUGGGCGCUCGGGAAGUUUUCGGAAGUCGGUGUCCGGCUUUCCGAGAGCUUCCGAAAGCAGAGGCACCGAGACCGUGUUCUGGUGUGUUCAAGUAGCCCUUGUCACAUGGCGGGCACUAAGUAAACUUUUCAAAAAAGACUAUUGCUCUCUUGUCUGACUUUUUUUGUUUUUUUUUUGUUUGUUUGUUUUGUUUUGUUUUUUUGGUUUUUCGAGACAGGGUUUCUCUGUGUAGCUUUGCGCCUUUCCUGGAUCUCGCUCUGUAGCCCAGGCUGGCCUCGAACUCACAGAGAUCCGCCUGGCUCUGCCUCCCGAGUGCUGGGAUUAAAGGCGUGCGCCACCACCGCCCGGCGUGCAUUGGUGUUUUACGUGUGUGUGUGUGUGUGUGUGUGUGUGUGUGUCAGAUCCCCUGAAACUGGAGUUAGAGACAGUUGUGAGCUGCCAUGUAGAUGCUGGAAAUUGAACCUGGGUCCUCUGCAAGACUAGCAAGUGCUCUUAACCGUCACGACUUGAUCUUUCAAAGGGCGCAUGGACUGUUUUAAGCAUUGAUGUGGCAUGGAGUCUUCAUAAUCACUGAACUCUCUCCCACGAGAGCACCAGGGCCCAGUGGACCAUGCUCAAACCUCUCCAGAAAUACGCUGGUGGGGCUGCCACCUUCACUUUAUUCUCUCAUGCCUGGUUCAGUCUGUGCAGAAAUACUCCAUAUAUGUCCUCAGCACAUCUGGCCAAUUCCGGCAGGCCACUGGCAAUUUGCUCCACAGUCUUUCUUAAUGUUUUGUUAGCAUUUAUAAUUAUGCAUAACAUGGGUUUAAAUGACAUUUUCAUAUGUGUAUAUGUGUGUAUAUACUGCAUUUUGAUCAUAUCCACACACUGCAGUUAAUCUGCAUAUGUGUGCGUCCCAGUGAGUUUCCUUGGUGUUGAUUACAGGCUCAUGGAUGGGAGUUUGUUUACAGGAGCAAGUGCAUUUUACCAGUGGCUACAUCACUAAAGAAAAUGUAACUUCCUCCUCCAUCAUCCUGAGCCUUCUUCAACUGGGAGAACCCAGACAGAACUGUCUCGAAGUUUCCCACUCCGGGGAGCAGAUGUGUGGAAGAUGUUGGUUCUGCUUAGUGUUCCACAUAGGUCGGCCCAGACGUUUGCCCGGGCUGUGCUGCCUUCCACCUCUAGAGUGCCCUGGUCAUAUCUGUUAAAGUUCUCUUGAAGUCAAAGCCAUCUUCAUAGACCAGCUUCCACAGCAGGAAAGGAUUUUUUCUAGAAGAAUCUGUCAAUAAGAAAGCCACAGUUUCACCGGGUGGUGAAGGCAGAGGCAGGCAGAUCUCUGAGUUCGAGGCCAGCAUGGUUUACAGAGCGAGUUCCAGGACAGCCAGGGCAACACAUAGAAACACUAUCUCAAAAAACAAAACAAAACAGCCAGUUUUUAUGCCACCUCCUUUGGACACCUUUCCUGGGAAUUCCGGGAAUUGUGACUAGGAACUACUUGAGGGCAGGGAUUUUGUCAGGGUCACAUCUGACUAGCACAGCCCUGACCUGGGUGUACUGUGGGUCAGAUGGUGUCAGUCAGCACCUGAAAGAUGGGUUCAUUUUCCCACCCUGGGUUCACAAGGCCCUGCUGCGCACACAGGAGAUCCCAAAAGAGCAAGAGAGUUUCAGGGCUUUGGCUGCUGCUCUUGUGCCCGAGAGAAUGUUUUUGUGCUGUGCACAGCAUGGAACCAUGCUAGGCAAGUAUACAAGCACAACGGUGUCCCGCGUGCACUCUCCCAAGUGAGCUACAUCCCCAGCCUGCCCAGCGAUUGUUUCUGAUCCCCAUUUGGGUUCAUCAUGGGCCCGAUGGCACAGGAGGCGGGCACUUAAAUAGAUACAACAUCUAGCUGACUUACACCACCAUCAGGUUCGACCCUAAUCACCUGGCGCUCCUGAACGGGCAGGAUCGUGCGCCGCUGCCCCCUCCCAGACCUCUGAGCCACACAGGGCUUCACCCGGGCCACCAAGUCCAGGCUGUGAGCAGCUCCAGUCGGGCUCAGGUGACCAUACAGGCGCUGGGCACACCUGGCGCAGGGCCCUGACCCCGCCCCGGGCAGCCGCACCCCGGGACGCUCUCGGGGAGCAGGCGGCGGCGGCGGCGGCGGGCCACCGAGGGCCAUGGCGGCGGUGUCACCGGUGUGCGGCUCCCAGGCGUCCCCGGCCGGCGCCUCGUCCCCACCCGCGCCCGCCCCGGCUCCGGCGGCCGGCCUGGGCCGCUGCCGCAUGGCGCUGCUGCUGGCGGUGGCCUUGGACGUGGCGGGCAUGGCGGCGCUGCUGACCGGCGUGUUUGCGCAGUUGCAGGUGCGCGGCCGCGACUUCGGGGACCUGCUCAUCUACUCCGGGGCGCUGCUGGUCUUCCUGAGCCUGCUGGGCUGGAUCCUCUGGUACACCGGCAACAUCGAGAUCUCCCGCCAGGAGCUGGAGCGCGACUACGGCCUGCGGCCCUCGGCGAUCGCCCGCCUGGCCCGCAAGCUGUCCCGCCGCUGGUCGGCGCCCGCCGCCGCCAACCCCCGCGCGGCCCCGGGUGCCCGCGCCGCGCGCCGAGCGCCCCGCGCGCCCCAGGCGUCCGCCUCCGGCUCCCGCCGCGUGCGUCUGCAGCUCGCCACGCUGGAGGCGGGGCCCGGAGCGGCGGGCGCGGGCAGCGAGUGAGCCCCAGACAACCUCAUCCCCCUGGACCUGACGGAGAUGCGCAGCUGCCCUGUACAUCACCCGGCCACCAGGAUACCCACCUGUCCCCUCACUUGGAUAAAUGUCUCGGUUUUGGA
Messenger RNA from Peromyscus californicus insignis, 2955 nucleotides. It is a transcript of the gene Tmem238, whose product is annotated as transmembrane protein 238. Lineage: Eukaryota; Metazoa; Chordata; Mammalia; Rodentia; Cricetidae. The transcript is spliced from 2 exons. The record is from RefSeq and is a predicted model, not a curated record. Bases 2309 to 2839 code for a protein of 176 amino acids.